This is a messenger RNA of Papaver somniferum (opium poppy), 1303 nucleotides long. RefSeq names its product probable inositol oxygenase. The record is from RefSeq and is a predicted model, not a curated record. NCBI's taxonomy places the organism in Eukaryota, Viridiplantae, Streptophyta, Magnoliopsida, Ranunculales, Papaveraceae. The transcript has 9 exons. Gene Ontology annotation, molecular function: inositol oxygenase activity; iron ion binding. Gene Ontology annotation, cellular component: cytoplasm. The coding region runs from base 125 to 1054 and encodes 309 amino acids. Gene Ontology annotation, biological process: inositol catabolic process.
UAUAAAUACCCACACUCCAUCAACAUUCUUUUCACCAGAAUCCUCAUACACUUUCUUUCACUGUACCAUCAGUUUUUUGUGUUGCAUAUUUUUUCUCAAAGUUUUCAAGUUUUUUCUAUAAGAGAUGACUAUUCUCAUUGAGCAGCCUCAAGUUCCUACCGGAAUUGAUCAUCAAGUUGAUGAUAUUCAUAUGAAGAAUGAUACAUCCAAUGAAUUGGUCUUGGAUGGUGGCUUCUUGAUGCCUGAAAGUAAUGCGUUCGGCCAAACUUUCAGGGAUUAUGAUGCUGAAAGCGAGCGAAAGGACAGCGUAGAAGAAUUCUAUCGUAUGCAGCACAUUAACCAAUCAUACGAUUUCGUGAAAACAAUGAGAGAAAAAUAUGGGAAAUUGGAUAGAGUAGAAAUGAGUAUUUGGGAAUGUUGUGAACUUCUCAAUGAAUUUGUGGAUGAGAGUGAUCCUGAUUUGGAUGAACCUCAAAUUGAACACUUGCUACAAACUGCAGAAGCGAUUCGACGAGACUAUCCUGACGAAGAUUGGUUGCAUCUAACUGGCCUUAUUCAUGAUUUGGGUAAGGUUCUUCUUCAUGAAAAAUUCGGUGGACUUCCUCAAUGGGCUGUUGUUGGUGAUACAUUCCCUGUUGGUUGCGCUUUCGACGAAUCCAACAUUCAUUUCAAGUACUUCAAGGACAAUGAGGAUUACAGUAACUCAACUUACAGCAGUAAAAAUGGGAUUUACACAGAGGGUUGCGGUCUGAACAAUGUUAUGAUGUCCUGGGGACACGAUGACUAUAUGUACUUGGUAGCCAAAGAAAACAAGACUACUCUACCAUCUGCUGCAUUAUUUAUUAUUCGAUACCAUUCUUUUUACCCUUUACAUAGAUGUGGAGCAUAUAAACAUUUCAUGAACGAAGAGGACCACGAAAAUCUUAAAUGGCUCAAUGUAUUCAACAAAUAUGAUCUUUACAGCAAAAGCAAAGUCAGAGUUGAUGUCGAGAAAGUCAAGCCAUAUUAUCUAUCUCUCAUCGAAAAGUAUUUCCCCUCAAAGCUAAGAUGGUGAAGUUGUCCUAACACAUCCAUCAAGCCGGAGAAGCCGAUUUCACAGGAGAAUUACUUGAAUAACAAUAAUGUUGAUGUUUGUAAAAGGCCAUGGUCGAUGAGGAUGCAUUGUCUUUUGAUUAAGAGCUAUAUACAAAUGUAUACAUAUGUAACCCGAAUCUCUCAUAGAGAUGUGAAUCUCUUCGUAGAGAUAUUUAUUGGGAAAGGAUAAAUCAAUAAUAAGUUUUAAAUUUUAAAUUCGUUUCACAAA